This is a messenger RNA of Sorex fumeus (smoky shrew), 1602 nucleotides long. RefSeq names its product glycosylated integral membrane protein 1 (gene GINM1). Bases 53 to 1039 code for a protein of 328 amino acids. The transcript has 8 exons. Lineage: Eukaryota; Metazoa; Chordata; Mammalia; Eulipotyphla; Soricidae. The record is from RefSeq and is a predicted model, not a curated record.
GGCCUGCCCGGGCCUCAGCUCGCGGCCGCGCCUCGCCCCCGGCCAGUCCAAGAUGGAGGCCCCUCGGCGGGCGCCCUUCGCCCUCCGGCUGCUCCUGCUCGCCUCGCUGCCGGCCGCCGGCUGGCUGGCCACGACGGUCACCCCGGCACGGCCGCUCCGAGCCCCGGAGGAGGGCAUCAGAGUUAAUGUCACUACCCUGAAUGAUGAUGGAGAAGUAGUCCAGGAACAGGUGGUUCUUAACAUAACCUAUGAGAGUGGACAGGUAUAUAUAAAUGACUUCCCUGUAAAUAGUGGUGUAACCCGAAUAAGCUGUCAGACCUUGAUAGUGAAGAAUGACAAUCUGGAAAAUCUGAAGAAAGAGUAUUUUGGAACUGUCAGUGUAAGAAUUUUAGUUCAUAAAUGGCCUAUGACGUCUGAUUCCAGAUUGCAACUAAUUGUCAUUCAAGAGGAGGUGGUCGAGAUCGAUGGAAAACAAGCCCAGCAGGCGGAGGUGACCGAAAUGAAUAUUUUAGUUAAGAACCUGGGAGAACUCAGACGUUCCAGGUACACGGUGCCCCUGGAGGAGAGCAUGCUGCACUCGGCUUCCCGGGCCAGCGACAUCCUGUUUACCCUUCCCAACCUCGCCAAGAAAGAAAGUGUUGGUUCGUUGCAAACCACCAGCCCGUAUCUUAUCAGGAAUGUGGAAACCACAGUAGAUGAAGAUGCUUUACCCGGCAAGUUACCUGAGACACCUCUCAGAGCCGACCCCCCGUCUUCAUAUAAGGUAAUCUGUCAGUGGAUGGAGAAGCUGAGGAAGGACUUGUGCAGGUUCUGGAGUAGUGUUUUCCCAGUCUUCUUUAUGUUUUUGAACGUCAUGAUGGUCGGGAUUGUAGGAGCAUCAGUGAUAAUCACCAUCCUAAAGUUGCUCUUCCCGGUCUGUGAGUACAAAGGAAUUCUUCAGCUGGAUAAAGUGGACUUUGUGCCAGUGACAACCAAGAACUUAUAUCCAGAUGGUCCUGAGAAAACAGCAGAAAGCCUUGAAGAUAAAACAUGUAUUUAAAAUACCAUCUCAGACCAUGGACUCUGAUUUAGACCAUCGACUAUAUAUUUGCAGCAACUUGAUUAUAAUUCUUUAAAUCAUUGAGUCAUUUUAUACACAAAAAAUGGCUAAGCUCCUAAAACUGCCAAAAACUUGACCUUUAAGUGACCAAUUCAUCUGAUUUCUGUAACAGGGCUGGUUGUUGAAGUGGUGAAUUUUAAGGAGAAUUUAAACAAAAUGGAAGACACGCAGAGGAACUUCUAAAAAUCACCAAAAAGAAAACUAAAAGGCAAGCCAAAUGCCCUAAGCCUAGGUGCCUUUGUUAGGGAAAUUUAUCCAUUUAAUUACUGUAAUGUGUAAGACUUUAUGGAAAGCACUUUAUGAAAUUCUAAUUUAAAAGUUCAAGAGCUUAACACUUAUUUUUUUAUUCAGUCAAAUGUGCCUUUAUAUUAUGUGACUCAGUAUAAAAUCACUGAAGUGUAUCAGAUUUAACUGUAUCCUGUACCAAGACUACUUACCAUGAAUGCACCAGGAUGUAAAAAAUAGUGAUAUUUCCUCACUCUAAAAUAAAAACUUUUUGAAGA